AUAAGAAAGAUAUACUGUAUCUCUUGUAAGCCUCAAACCUUUUUUUCUUCCUUUCAACAAAGUAUUUUGACCUGUCUUCUAAAAUGAAGUUUUGGAUUCUAUUGCCUCUUUUUUCAGGUGUUGAAACUUGGCUUUCUGGACCAAAGGAAGUGACCAGCUGGACUGGGAAUUCAGUGAAUAUUACAUGUCAAUACAGUGAAAACUACACAGAAGAUGUGAAGUACUGGUGUGAAAAACGGACAUCUUCAUGCAAUGUCUUGGUUAAAAGUGAUGGAUCUGUGAAAUCUUUGCAAGAUCAGAGAAUGUCCAUCAGUGACAACAAAAUGAAAAAGCAGUUCACAGUGUCAGUGAGAAACCUGAGGACAAGUGACUCUGGAUGGUACAAAUGUGGAAUAGAGAUGCAACCCCCAUAUAAGGAUGUGACUUAUCCAGUUCAUCUCACCAUCAGAGGAGCUGAAGGCCACCUGUCAGGCCCAGAGAUGAUGAAAGGAUUGAUGGGAACGUCUGUGACUGUGGAGUGUCCCUAUGAUAAGAGGUACGAGCAGGCAGAGAAGUUCUGGUGUAGGACGUUGAACUCUACAUGCUACCCUCUGGUCAGCACUGACAAUUCUCAGAAACACACGAGGAUGUCAAUUAAAGAUGACAGAUCAGGAAGAAAGAUCACCAUGACAAUGCGCUCCCUCAUGAAGAAUGAUGCAGGCUGGUACCGUUGUGGGAUAAAAGCACUCAACUUUGAUGAGACUCACCCUGUAUAUCUCACUGUGACAGGUGCUGUGCAGAGUUUGGUAGGACCCAAGCGGGUAACUGGAAAGAUUGGGAGCUCUGUGAGCAUUGUGUGUCUUUACAGUGACGGUUACAGAGAUCACAAAAAGUACUGGUGCAAAGAAAACCUAAUUUCAUGCAGUACACUGGUCACAACAAACCAUAACUCAGAAAAAGAGAGAAAAUCUAUAAGUGACAAUAAAUCAUCUAAAGAGUUCACUGUGAUAAUGAAGGAACUAAAGAAAGAGGAUGAGGGACUGUACCAAUGUGGGAUUGAACGUACUUUCCUGAGUGAUGGAUCAUUCCGUGAUGAAACCACUUCAGUAUAUGUCCAGGUCAAAGGUCCUGAAGAUGUGCUGUCUGCACCAGAAGAGAUGAUGGGACAGGAGGGUGCAACUGUGACAAUUGUGUGCAGCUACAAUGAAUUGAGUAAAAGUAAUGUGAAAUACUGGUGCAAGAGGGGCUCUGAAACAUGCAACACUCUAGUGAGAAGUGAUGAGCUGCAAAGCAAACAAAGAAUCACACUUCAUGAUAACACAACAAGACAAGAAUUUAGAGUGACAAUGACGGGUCUUGAGGCAGAUGAUGAAGGCUGGUACAAGUGUGGAAUAAAAAGAACCAUAUUUGAUGACACAAUUCCAGUGUAUGUCACUGUAAAAGAUAUGAAGAAGUUCUUCUCUGGACCACAGGAGGUGAUUGGUUCACUAAAUCAGUCUGUGACUGUUGUGUGCCGCUACGGUCAGGCUUAUAAAAGCUAUGUCAAAUACUGGUGUAAAGGAAACUUCUCAUCGUGUCAUGUCCUGGUGAAUACCACAGGGCUAUGUGAAGACCAGAGGAUAACUAUCAGUGAUAACAUUUCAGCAGGAGAGUUCACUGUAGUGAUAUCCCAUCUCAAAAAGGAAGAUGAAGGAUGGUACCAGUGUGGCGCACAACAUGGCACAGAAUCUCCCGUCAGGGACAGUGUUUAUCUUACUAUCAAAGAUGGUUCAGAAUCUCUGUACGGGCCAUCAUUGGUAACUGGAGUCAUUCAGGAAUUUGUCAUCAUCAAGUGCCACUAUAGUUUGCAGUAUACGUGGAAUAAGAAGUUCUGGUGCAAUUUCAGUGAUUUGUAUACCUAUGUCACUCUGGUAAAGACAGAUGAAACAAAAAGCCAUGACAGAAUCUCCAUCACCGAUGAUCAGACUCAAAGAGCUUUCACAGUUACAAUGACUGGGCUCAGAGAAGAUGACACAGGGCAGUACUACUGUGCAAUUGAGACCGGUGAAGAUAGUACUGAAUAUUUUGGAGUGUAUCUCCAAGUCAAUCAAGGAAAAUCCACGCAAGUAACAACCACAAGCAACACAGUGACCAGUAAGGCUUUGAAUGAACAAAAGCAAACUACAAGUACUUCUGAGAAGUCUAGCACAAACCAUUUGGUGCUGCCAUUUUGUAUAUUUUUUGGAACAUUAGUUCUUCUGCUCCUACUGACCGUAAUUGUCAGAAUUAAAAUAAAUGAAAGAAGAAAAAAAGAAGCCUCAAGAGCAGAGGAUGACACCAGUUGCGGUCUAAAUUACAGCACUGUGGCUUUCCAGAAAAUAGCAGAGUCUUCAGAUGGCAAAGAGAUCUACGCUAAUGUUAAAGCCCCAGAAAAAAGACUAAAGCCUGCCCCUGAAGAUGAGUUUGUGGAAUAUUCAACCAUUGUGCUUCACUGAUAGGAGUGAAUUCUUUUAUACUUACUUGACCAUUUUACAUUUUCAAAUAGAUUUUUGUAAGAUGUCCUAAUAGCACUUGUAUAAUACAUUUCAAACCUGAAAGCUGAUACAAGUAAGCUGGUAAGCUAUAAUCAGAAGAUGGUUCUACUUUUGUAAUAAAUACUAAAACAAAAAAGUGAUACGGUGGUAGAGUACAUUGUUAGAACAGUUCUUUAUGUAGUCUAUUCCUGUAGUGUACAUCUAUGCCUACUGGGUCUACAUUCUGAACAUGUGUGUCUGACACCUCUGGCUAUUUCUAUACACAACACCAUUUGAGGAGACAGUGUUUGUGCAAGUUUAACAUGAACAAAUUGCCCAUUAGGUUAACUAUAAAUGAGUAUAAGUAGUUUGUGAACAUCUUUUGCAUUCACCCAUGGUAUAUAUUUUGAAAUCUUUGUAAUGGAGGUAGAAUCAAAUAAACACUUAACCUCCUUAAAUUCAGAAAUAAGUAAAAAACAGAACUUGAUAUAUGCAAAUCAUUUUUUAACAGUAUGUGGAAAUUGAGCUUUGCUUGAAAUGUACAACAUGUUAAAUUAAAACUUUAAGGUUUUUCUUCUUUGAGAGCUUUGCCUAACAAGUAAGUCUUUUAAAUGUCAAUGGGUCUGUCACAAAAACAACAUCCAGAAAUGAAACUAACACAUAGUACAGUGUGGUGGCUGUUUUUCUGUACAGCACCAUUAUUUAUGACAGUGGUUGCCAAGUUCACGUUCCCAUAUGUAUGCAAGAUUUUGUUCCACCCAGUUUUACAGUUAGUGAGUCUUUUUACCACUGAUCUAUGUCCUCGUUGAUUUUGCUGGUCUUUUUAUUUCUUUUUUUUAAUUGUGCAUUUAGAAGAGAGCCAUUAUGUUAAGAUUUACAGUCAUAAGAAAUUUAUAAAUAUUCAUA
Erpetoichthys calabaricus (reedfish) is the source of this 3377-nucleotide messenger RNA. RefSeq names its product polymeric immunoglobulin receptor-like. Bases 84 to 2453 code for a protein of 789 amino acids. The record is from RefSeq and is a predicted model, not a curated record. The transcript is spliced from 11 exons. Lineage: Eukaryota; Metazoa; Chordata; Cladistia; Polypteriformes; Polypteridae.